Molecule: messenger RNA, 1637 nt
Organism: Malaya genurostris
Lineage: Eukaryota; Metazoa; Arthropoda; Insecta; Diptera; Culicidae
Product: zinc finger protein 45-like
Exons: 2
Coding region: 311-1513 (400 amino acids)
Biological process (GO): regulation of transcription by RNA polymerase II
Cellular component (GO): nucleus
Molecular function (GO): DNA-binding transcription factor activity, RNA polymerase II-specific; RNA polymerase II transcription regulatory region sequence-specific DNA binding
Source: RefSeq, a predicted model, not a curated record
AUUUCAUUAAUGUUUACAAAUAUAUGUCAAAAUAUCUCGAGAGAAACUAGAUUUAUCACAAAAAGUACACGACUAUGAUAACCGUGAUGAAGCUUUUCGUAUUUUCAGAGAAAUUGCAACUCUUGACAUGAAUGAGAUGAUGCACUAAAUGUAAGAAGCACGAAGCAGCAGCAUUUUCCUUUGCAAUAGUAAACCAGAACAUCAGUUUUGUUGUUGACAAUUGAUCACAACUACAUUCUAGUGUUUAGAUCCAUUGGCCACGAAAAGGAACAGUGCAGUAAAUUAUUCCCAACACAAGCUCUUUCAAAAAAUGGACGAGACGUAUAAAUGCACCAUAUGUGGAAAAGAUUUUACUACUAAAUAUUACCUGAACUACCACAUGCAUAUCCACACCAGUGGUUACAAGUAUAAAUGCGAUGUGUGCGGCAAAGGAUUCAUGGCCAGUUCAAUCUUGAAAGAUCACGAACACAGUCAUACUGGUGAGCGGCCUUACAAAUGCACCGUAUGCGGGAAAGAUUUUUCCACUAAAUCUCACCUAACACACCAUAUGUAUAUUCACAAGGGUGAUUAUAGGUAUAAAUGUGAAGUUUGUGGCAAAGGAUUCUUGUACAGAUACCGCUUGAAAGAACACGAAUAUGAACAUACAGAUGAACGACGGUUUCAAUGUACCGUGUGUAACAAACAAUUUCUAACCAAGGGCACUUUAACCGUACAUAUGCGCCUUCACAGUGACGAACUGUCGCAUAAAUGCAAUAUAUGUGAGAAAAGUUUCAACACUAAAUAUGGUCUAACCAACCACAUGCCUCUUCAUACCGGUGAUUAUCGGUAUAAGUGUGAUGAAUGUGGUAAAGGUUUCAGUGAACCAUCCGGCUUAAAGAGGCAUGAGCGUAUGCAUACAACGGAGGCACCGUUCAAAUGUUCCAUUUGUUUCAAAGGUUUCCGUAAUGAACCCUAUCUUGUUCAACACAUGAACAUUCACUCAGGCGAGCGGCCUUAUAAAUGCACUGUAUGCGGGAAAGAUUACGCUACUAAAUGUUCCCUGAAAGGACACAUGUACAUUCAUAACAAAGAUUACAGGCACCGAUGUGAUGUGUGUGGCAAAGGAUUCAUGAUCAGAUCACGAUUGAAAGUUCACGAACGCAUCCAUACAGGAGAACGACCUCAUCAGUGCACUGUAUGCGAAAAGAAAUUUGUCACUAACGCUGACCUAUUCAAACAUAUGGCCAUUCACGAAAGUGACUACCGGUAUAGUUGUGAACUGUGCGGCAAAGGCUUUCGCCAUCGUGCCAGCUUCGAUUACCACGAACGACUUCACACUGGUGAAAUGUAUAAAUGUACCGUGUGCGAAAAAGAUUUUACCUCUAAGUACUAUCUAAAGAAGCACAGUGAUAAUCACACACUUCAUGGUCCGUACGAAUGUGACGUUUGUGGCCAGCAGUGCUCUGGGGAACUCGACUUGAAAUUGCACAAAGAAAAUCAUACCAUCGAGAGGUCAUCCGGUUGCACCGUGUGAGAGUGGUUUAAAGAGCCGUGGUGAAAACAUGGGUUCUCAAAUCAAAUUUUUAAUUAUACUGGUGAAUAUUGUCAAGAAACCAGUAUAUGUUAAUUUGUUUUCUAGGUUUAUGAAAUAUGUAAGU